AUGGGCGGCGUGGCCGGGUCGGCGAUCGCUAAUCCGCCAGGGCCCGCGGUGAGUAGGGAAGUCCAGGCCACGGGGCCGAGGUCGGUCGGGGAAGCGGGCGACGGCGGAGAGGAGUGGGUCGCGCCGGUGUUUAGUGGGUUGGGUCUGCUGCCUGUUCCGACGGCCCAGGAGAUCGCUGAAGCCCGCGGGAAGAAGAAGGUUGUCGAGUUCGAUGGGUUGGGACCGAAAGAUGAAGAGCUGAGCUUCGCGGACCAAGAAGGAUGGUGGGCAGACCCUGGGGCCGACGGGCCUGGCCAGAACUGGGUGGCUGACCCUAGGGUGGAUCAGACUGGGCGACCAGUCGGGCCAAUAGCCGGCCGGACCAGCACCAGCGAACCGAGGACGGUUGGACCGAGAUUGGGCGACCUGAACCGGGUCGAACUGGGCCGAACCGACCCGAACUGGGACGAUUCCCACGGGGCAGCUGCUGGAGUGGAGCCGGGGGCGGGUCCGGGCGCGAUCGAUUAG
Linum trigynum is the source of this 507-nucleotide messenger RNA. Lineage: Eukaryota; Viridiplantae; Streptophyta; Magnoliopsida; Malpighiales; Linaceae. The record is from the annotation of a GenBank genome assembly.